This is a messenger RNA of Pieris napi, 2943 nucleotides long. Its product is annotated as membrane-bound alkaline phosphatase-like. The transcript has 8 exons. The record is from RefSeq and is a predicted model, not a curated record. Gene Ontology annotation, biological process: dephosphorylation. NCBI's taxonomy places the organism in Eukaryota, Metazoa, Arthropoda, Insecta, Lepidoptera, Pieridae. Gene Ontology annotation, molecular function: alkaline phosphatase activity. The coding region runs from base 80 to 1759 and encodes 559 amino acids.
GUUAAGGUAACGCGCAGGAGUCAACCAAAUAAGGUGUAGUACAAUAAUUCGUGCGCCGGCGCACGGACGUAAACGAGAAAUGUUGCUCGCGAGUGUUUUUAUACAAAUUGUAUUUAUUUAUACAGUUUAUUCAGAAGAUGCCGUCUCGACGCCGAAGCCGAAGAAAAUUCUGGACACCAUCAUGAACCCAUUAUACAUUCCAGCUGAGGAGAAACACGGGUCCUACUGGAAAAAAUCUGCAGCGGAGACCCUAAAAGCCAAGCUGAAAGAGAAAAUAAAUACCAAUAAAGCCAAAAAUGGUAUACUUUUCAUCGGUGAUGGUAUGUCACUAGCGACUGUCAUGGCUGCGAGAACUUAUGGUGGACAAAUGGACAGAAACUUAGGAGAGGACAAUACAUUGGAAUUCGAAAAGUUUCCGGUGUCUGGAUUGGCCCGGACGUACUGCAUUGACGCCCAAGUGCCUGACUCUGCUUGCACAGCCACGUCUUACCUCACUGGAGUGAAGACCAAAUAUGGAGUGAUCGGUCUUGAUGGCAACGUCACAAGAGGGUCCUGCUUCUCCCAGCUCCAUAAAGGCAACUGGGCGCCAUCUAUCGCCCAAUGGGCUUUGGCCAGUGGAUUGGAUGUUGGCCUUGUGACGACUACCCGGGUAACCCACGCCUCUCCUGCUGGCAUGUACGCCCACACAUCUGAGAGGAAUUGGGAGUCAGAUGCUGACGUACCAGAUGAAUGCAUCAGCUUGGGUUGUCAGGAUAUCGCUCGGCAACUGAUAAUGGCGAACCCAGGAAGACAGUUUAAGGUUAUUCUCGGCGGUGGCAGACGGGAGUUCCUUCCAAAUAUAUCUACUCCUCUGACCAAUUAUACCGGAAGACGCAUAGAUGGUGUCGAUUUAACAGACAUGUGGCAUACCGAUAAGAUGGAGAAGAAUGCCACUCAUCAAUACGUGACGGACAGAAAUGAACUUAUGAAGGUGUUCAAUUCAGACGACCUUCCAGAAUACCUGUUAGGCCUCUUCCAAAAUGACCACAUGGAUUACCACCUGAAAGCCUCCAAUCAGCCGACAUUGGAAGAGAUGGUGGAGGUUGCGAUAAAAAUGCUUAGUCGCAGUGAGAGAGGAUAUUUCCUGUUCGUUGAAGGAGGCCGCAUCGACCACGCCCACCACGACAGCUACGCACUUCUAGCGCUCGAUGAAACAGUGGAAUAUGCGAAAGCGGUGAAAAAAGCCAAGGCCCUAACUAACCCUGAAGAUACGCUGAUAGUGGUCAGUUCCGACCACGCCCACACUAUGACAGUGGCUGGUUAUCCCUCACGAGGGAAUGAUAUAUUAGGAGUAGUUGAUACAGCAAGAGGCAUGGAUGGAAAGCCGUAUACUACAAUUAGUUAUGCCAAUGGGAAAGCCAAGUCGUUGGACGAAAGCGGCAGAGUGGACGUAACGCUGCAUAGUGAAUUUUCUAGUAAAGCGUUAGAUUACUCCUACCCAAGCUUGGUUCCCCUUGACUCCGAGACCCAUGGAGGUGAAGACGUAGCAGUUUACGCAUCAGGACCAUGGCAGCAUCUCUUCACGGCCAGCUACGAACAAUCCGUUGUUCCGCAUUUAAUGGCAUAUGCUAUGUGUAUUGGUGAAGAAAAACAUGAAAACUGCGAACCAAAAAUGGGUCAUAGAAGCUUUUGGACCUCUGACAGUAUAGCGAAUAAACCAAAUAAGUAUUUUGUAAUUUUAACUUGUGUGAUACUUGGCUGUGUUAGAUUUUUAGGUUAGUUAGACAACGCCAUCUAGAUCUUAUAAGGGACAGAGACACGAACAAUUUCCAACACGUUUUUGACGCAGCGAUCGGCUCGGUAUCUUUCUCUCUGUAUCUCUGUACCCUUAGUUUAAGAAAAGUUUUAUAAAAGAUUCCUAGUAACACUAAAGUAAUUUGGCAGCAUUGAACAAUAACGUCCAUUUAAGAAGAUCAAACAAUCAUUAAUAAUAAUAAUAAAACCAAUUUCACGAUUUUCAAGUAAUGAAUCAACUAUUUGUUUUAGUCACUUAAAACAAUUGAACGAUCAAUAACCAGCGCCAUUCCUGCAGCCAUUACUUUCCUAUGCAUAUUAUAGUAAUCAAUACUUUACUUGAAAAUCGUGAUCCCAUAAAUAAUACGAUCGGUUUAUAUAACUUGACGUUGCGGCAUAAUAUAUUAUUGUACUUAAAUCUCGAAUACAUUUAGAAUAAGAAUAUAUAAUGUUAAUUUAGGCUAAAAACUUAAUUUAUUGUUAGAACUGUAUAUUAAAUUUAUGACGUGAAAAUAGCAUUUUUAACGCGUUUUAAACAUUGAUUAUUAUAAAACAAUGUUAGAGAGAACUAUUUUUUUCUCGCGAUCUUUUAAUAGUCUCAAUCUCCCCGAAGAUUAAGAAAUUUCCUAAUAUAUAUUUCUAUUCCUUUUCCUAUAUAUUCAAUAUUCAUAGUCUAGGGGGCCCGCCGUCUCGCGAGCCCCGCCCCUAAGCUUUGGUUCUCUCGGAGUAACAGAUUUUUCAAUUUUAUGCAGAAAUUUUCCAGUUGCGAUCUGAAGCUUCUUAAUAUCUUGGGUAACUCUCGGUAGUUACCUUAUCGAUUUGUUGAUUGAAGCUCCAUAUACUGGACACUCUAUAAUGAGAUGCAUUAUUCUGACUUGUUUGUAGGUCGCACGUACAUGUUGCAUCUGAUUUAAGGUUAAAUCUGUGCAGGUAUUCAAGUUAGUCCUAACACCUGCUAUGACAUUUAACACCUAUUCAAACUGUGACAAUGUUAUUAGUAAUCGGGUGUUAAUAAAUUAGUACAAAAACGCGUUUUAAAUGUUCUUUUUUAAAUAAUUUUGUUCCUUAUUUGUAUAAUAUAUAAAAUGUAUUUUGGCAAAACACAAGAGUAGCCGAGUAUAAUUGGUGUGAUUUAUUUAAAUUAUGGUGCAAAUACUCACGCAAGGCUGG